Suillus discolor is the source of this 1984-nucleotide messenger RNA. RefSeq names its product fumarate hydratase. Bases 381 to 1862 code for a protein of 493 amino acids. The transcript has 14 exons. The record is from RefSeq and is a predicted model, not a curated record. Gene Ontology annotation, biological process: malate metabolic process; tricarboxylic acid cycle; fumarate metabolic process. Lineage: Eukaryota; Fungi; Basidiomycota; Agaricomycetes; Boletales; Suillaceae. Gene Ontology annotation, cellular component: mitochondrion; tricarboxylic acid cycle heteromeric enzyme complex. Gene Ontology annotation, molecular function: fumarate hydratase activity.
CAUGCGCAUGAUUUCAGACUUCACAAGAGCAAGUACAAGACACGACAAGGGAGCCAUAACAUGUCUCAUUUCAAGCAUGAGUCAAAGACGCGGCGAUGUGACUCGAUAUCCGAUUUAUAGGCACACGGUAAAGCAAAGAAAUACGAACCGAUAAUCACACUGGAAUAAUGAAAGCGGCGCCACGAUGUCUAGCUGGGCCUUGGAGGUCACUACUGGAAAGGAGACCCAUUCUCAGGUGUGGCCCCCAUCCCUUCGGUGGGUUUCUUGCGGGUGAUUUCGGACGGCAAAAGCCGCGCGUAACGUUUGCCUCGCGGGUUUACACAACCUUCUGCCCUGCCCCCCACUUGCUGUGCUUUCAUCACUGCUAGAGACUGCUAGUCAUGACCACGAGCACUUGGCUUCCCCGCCGGCUCCUCCAUGUGAUUCCUCGUCAAAGGCAAUUUUCAUCAUCCGUCAUAUCAAAUCAGGCAUUCCGCAGUGAGCGUGACACAUUCGGUGAGCUCCAGGUCCCUGCCGAUCGCUAUUGGGGUGCACAAACGCAACGGUCAUUACAAAACUUUGAUAUUGGUGGCCCCUCGCAACGAUUGCCGCAUCCUCUGAUCAAGGCUUUCGGCGUGUUGAAGAAGGCUGCAGCUAUCGUCAAUGUCAGCUAUGGUAUGGACCCGAAGGUUGGCGAAGCCAUUCAGAAAGCUGCUGAUGAUGUCAUUUCUGGGAAGCUCAUGGAUCACUUCCCCUUGGUUGUCUUCCAAACUGGAAGUGGAACUCAGAGUAACAUGAACGUAAACGAGGUAAUAUCGAAUCGUGCGAUAGAACUCCUUGGAGGUGAACUUGGGUCUAAGAAACCAGUCCAUCCGAAUGACCAUGUUAACAUGAGCCAGAGUAGUAAUGACACCUUCCCAACAGCUAUGCAUGUCGCUGCUGUGACUGAAAUUAAUCACUCAUUACUUCCAGCACUGACGCAGCUCAGGGAUGCACUCAACGAAAAAGCUGAGCUUUUCAGCGGGAUUAUCAAAAUCGGACGCACGCACUUGCAGGAUGCCACACCUCUGACGCUUGGCCAAGAAUUCAGUGGAUAUGUCCAGCAAAUCGAUAAUGGCAUUGCUCGUGUCCAAAAUGUCAUUCCUCGGUUGAGCCUUCUUGCUCAGGGCGGCACUGCGGUUGGCACAGGUCUGAAUACCAAGAAGGGGUUCGACGUCAAAAUUGCCGCCGAGAUAUCUACCAUUACGGGCUUGAAGUUCCAGACCGCGCCUAACAAGUUCGAAGCUCUAGCCAGUCACGAUGCCCUGGUUGAGACUCAUGGUGCUCUGAAUGUCAUCGCGUGUUCCCUGAUGAAGAUCGCCAAUGACAUUAGGUUCCUUGGUUCUGGCCCUCGGUGUGGCUUCGGUGAACUGAGCCUCCCUGAAAACGAACCUGGUAGCAGUAUCAUGCCUGGCAAAGUUAAUCCCACGCAGUGCGAGGCUGUAACAAUGGUCGCCGCUCAAGUUAUGGGUAACCAGACUGCUGUUAGCGUUGCUGGAGCCAGCGGACAGUUUGAGCUCAAUGUCUUCAAACCGGUCAUGAUCAUGAACGUGCUACAGAGCAUCCGCCUUCUUUCUGAUGCCUCACGGUCUUUUACCAAUCAUUGUAUAGUUGGCAUUGAGGCCAAUGAAAAGCGUAUCAACCACCUCUUGAACGAGAGUUUGAUGCUUGCAACGAUUUUGAACAGCCACCUUGGCUAUGAUAACGUGGCCCAGUGCGCAAAGAAAGCGCACAAGGAAGGAACGACGCUGAAGGAGGCGACUAUUGCGCUCGGAUACCUGACACCUGAAGAGUUUGAUGAGAAAGUGCGACCAGAAUUGAUGUUAUACCCAGAUGACAUAUAGUCACAAGAUGGCAUUGUUGGAUAUUUGUAACAUGGAGAUCCUGUGCCAGCCUCUUGUGAAACAGUAUGGCACAGUUGGUAACCAACUCGUGUCAAUUUAAUCGAUAAAGAAUGCGUAGGUUA